CAAAACAUGGCGUCCCAAACAAGGAGAAAUGACAGCUUUUUAGGGUUCUUGGAUAUACUAAAGUCCGUUCUUGCUCAAACACAGAGCCUUUUCGAAGAAGGACCGUUAACUGAUAACCGUUUAGCUUCCGUAGAUGCUCUGGAAAAUUUGUCAGUAAAAAUGGAUGAAAUUUGCGAGACGUUGGUCAUAUUCCUGAACAGCUUCAUAAAUCCUGCAGAUGACACUUUGUGGCAGCAAUUGUAUAAUCUUUUAUGUGUUUUUUUCGAAAUAAAGAAAUACCUAGAAGAGGAAACUAACAAGCUUUAUGAGGACGAAGAAAAUGCACAGAUGCGAACUACUACUUCGAACGUCUUAGUCACCACUACAGGCACUAGAAAUAACCCAGGCCGUCCAAGGUAUGAAAUUGACGAAGAUCAAGUAUUGUUUUUACGAUCAAAGCAUUUCAAAUGGAGGAAAAUCGCCCAAAUUUUGAAUAUAUCUGACCGUACUCUACGAAGAAAACGACAGGAGUUUAGUGCAAGAACUGAAAACUUUAGCGAUAUUUCUGAGGCGGAUCUUUGUGAAGUGAUUGAGAGUAUUCGUUCCCUGACACCCAACAUUGGACAGUCUCGCUUACUUGGGGCUCUUAGAUGUAAGGGAUUUAAAAUUCAAAGGUGGAGGGUACGAAAUUGCUUACGAAAAUUAGACCCCGUGGGUACAGCAUUGCGUGGUCAUGUAGCCAUCUACCGAAGAAAAUACUAUGUACCAUACCCCAAUUUUCUUUGGCACCUGGAUGGCAAUCAUAAACUCAUUAACUGGAGAAUGGUUGUGCAUGCAUGCAUUGAUGGAUAUAGCAGAAUGAUAAUUUACUUGUCAUGCGAAAACAACAAUCUUGCCUCAACUGUUUAUAAUUUAUUUAUUGAAGGCGUUUCUAAGUAUGGUUUACCAAAGAAAAUAAGAACUGACCAUGGAUUAGAAAAUGUCCAAGCAGCUAGGUAUAUGCUACAGCAAAGAGGUACAGAUUGUGGCAGCGUGCUUACAGGAAGAUCAGUGCAUAAUGUAAGAGUAGAGCGACUUCAUAGGGAUGUGUACUCUGGUGUUCUCAGCCAUUACGCUUCACUUUUUACAUUUAUGGAAGGAGAAGGUUUACUUAACAUUGACAGUGAGGAGCACUUGCUAGCUCUUCAAGAAGUAUUUUUUCCACGCAUUAACAGAAGUCUGAAUGAAUUUGUGAAUCAAUGGAACAGCCAUCCAGUCAGCAGUGCUGGGCAUCAGAGCCCAGAGCAAAUGUUUAUUACCGCGUUGUUAAACUCUGCCACUUGUGAUGACAGUUUGCCUGCUGAGUCUCUAGAAACAUUAGGAGCUGGACUUGCAGAUGAUGAUGCCCCAGAUCCUGAUUUUAUUGUGCAAGAAAAGGAUUAUGCAGUAUUUGUUCCACCAACUGAACUGGAAAUUCCCAGAAAUAUAAGCAGUGAACAGUUCUUAACAGAUGAUGGAAAUUAUGGAAUUUAUCAUUAUAUUGCAUGUUUAGAAGCAAUACAAGGAAACAAUGAAUAAUUGUUUGAAACAUUUAUUAAAAAUUUAACUUUAUCUUUUAACAUGAAUAAAAACUCAGACUAGCUGAGACUUUAAAGUGGAAGUCAAGUCCAUCAUGUGCCCUUUAAUGUAAUGUAAAAAUUGCCUAAAUUUAGCAUUUUAAAAUUUUUCUGAGCCUUAUUCUUGAGUUCUGAUUCAUUAAGAAGCACAAAGCCUAGGCACAUUAUAUUUUAAAAAUUAUUUAGGUUCAAAAUGUAGAAAACCAUUUGUUUACAUAUGGACUUGACAU
Molecule: messenger RNA, 1804 nt
Organism: Dendronephthya gigantea
Lineage: Eukaryota; Metazoa; Cnidaria; Anthozoa; Malacalcyonacea; Nephtheidae
Exons: 2
Coding region: 7-1536 (509 amino acids)
Biological process (GO): DNA integration
Molecular function (GO): nucleic acid binding
Source: RefSeq, a predicted model, not a curated record